Molecule: messenger RNA, 2184 nt
Organism: Cucurbita moschata (crookneck pumpkin)
Lineage: Eukaryota; Viridiplantae; Streptophyta; Magnoliopsida; Cucurbitales; Cucurbitaceae
Product: protein hsr-9-like
Exons: 12
Coding region: 143-1999 (618 amino acids)
Source: RefSeq, a predicted model, not a curated record
CCCCACACUUCACUGCUUCCUUCUCUCACCGCCAACCAUUUUUCAUCCAAAAUUUCCCCCAAGUCCAAAUCUCUGCUUUCAGGUCAAAUAACCAUAAUUCAACCUCUUCCCUCCUUCCCAUUUGUUCUUGUUUGCUUCAAUCAUGCCGGGAACUAUCCGAGUUUCAGUUCUGGAGUUCAUCGACCUUCCUGAGCUAUUGUCUUCCCCAAUUUCGAUUAAAGUUUCCAUGGGUAAAACACAUUACGAAACUUCGGAUAAAGGAGAUUUCUCAUUUCCAUUGACAACGCUUCGAGAUGAUGUGAUUCUUAUAAUUCAGGAUGCUGGAGGGAAUGAGAUAUCACGUGCAGGUGUUCAGGUGAAAUCAAUAGUUGAAAAGGGUUACUGGGAUGAUCUUUUUCCUCUUGAAGGAGGAGGGCGUGUGCAUUUGCAGUUCCAGUUUGCUCUUAGUGAAGAUGAUCGCAGUCGAAUUCGAAUGAUGAGAGAAACUGCUUUGAGAAGAAAACAUGUUGAACGUCAAGAUAGCAAUCUCAAAAACUCUGGAAGCAAACUUGCAUCAUCCUUCAACCUCAACCGUGAGCUUUCAGAUUCACAAAAAUGUCUUCUUCAAAUUGGAGAUCUAAGUGCUAAAGAAGCAGCUCACCAGUCUCCAUCAGCAUCAAAUCAAAAUAUCCCUGAUGAGAUACCAGUUACUGAAAAAACGAACAAGAUUCGACUUGAUCGGAUUCAACCACUUUCAGUCGAGAAUGAUGCAGAUAGAAGUAAGGAUAAUCCAUCAGCAAUUCCUCUGAUGCAAAAGGUUGAGGUUAAUAAACCAAAGGUAAAUAACACCGUAUUAGUUGAUAGGAUGCGGAUUCAGUCACCUCAUGCAAUCAGACCGUCACCGACCAGUUCAGAAGAAAAUUUGGUCCAUACUCGAAGCUCAGAGUUAUCAAAUUCUCCUUCAAAAGGUGAAGAGAAGACUGAUGUUAAUGAGGGUAAGCCAUCCACAACUCCUCUGUUGCAAGAAGUUGGUGUUAAUGAACCAAAGGUCAAUAACACUGAAUUAGUUGAGAGGAAGGGGACACAGCCACCUCGUACAGUCAAACCUUCACCGACCAUUCGUUCGGAAGAAAAUUUGGUCCAUUCUCGAAGCUCAGAGUUAUCGAAUUCUCCAUCAAAAGGUGAAGAGAAGACUGAUGCUUCAGAGGCGGCACCAUCACGUAGAACUCCCGGGAAUGUUAAAAAAGUAAUAAGUGCCUUUGAAAGUAGCCUGACUCAGGAUACAAAACCUCGCAUUAAACCUACCAGAAAUGCUCAACCCAAUGUGGUCGAAAAGCAACCAUCUUCCGAAGUUAAUCAAUCGAAGGAUAAUUCUAAGCCGACUCGGUUGCAAACGACAAUAGGCCCUCCUCUUGCAGGGGAGUUGACCCAUGACUUAGCAAAUACCAAGCAAAAGGAACAGAAACGUAAACUCUCUGAGGCUUCAGAUGGGACUAAAUCACUAAAGUUGAAGGGGAAAAAGAAUCAAGUUGGAGAAGAAAAUUUGAGUGAAAAGGAGUGUGAUGAUAUAGAUGCAAAGAAUGAUGAAUCUUAUAAAAAGUCUGUGCCUGAGAAGCCGGACUACGAUAGAAAUUCAGUAACAGGUGAAUCGGUAUCACGUGUCGAAGACGAGCAAAUUCCAUCCAAAAGGUCGGGUGGGUGGAUAUUUAGAGACGAAAGACGACGGCUGUGUGUCACAACAGGUGGUGAUCAUAUGCUAGAUCUGGUGGGAGGAGGUCGCACUAGCUAUACAUUCAUCCGUACAGGGAAAAUGAAGAUUUCCACGGAAGAGCAGAAUAGAGGUACCUCAGAGGCUAAGGCAAAUGGGGGCAACCAUGAGCAUCAAAAAAUGAUCAAACCAGAGAAUUCAGAUGAUGUAAAGCCCUCUGGAGGGCCACUUGCCAAUGCCUUAAAAGUUGGAGUAAUGCUUGGAUUGGGGACUCUUGUUCUCCUUACUAGACAAAGGAAAAAGAAGAAAUAGCCAGUUGGGUGAAGGAUCCACACCAAUUGUGUAUUCAAGGCGAUCGAAGCUGUUAUGUUUCUUCUCCCAUUCUUUUUUUUUUAAACCACGUGCGUAUUAACAAAUUUUGAUCUUUCUUACAGAAUGUCAUUGUAUAAAUUUUGUUCUUAAUUUAAUAUAUCAACUUUAUAUUCUGAUGUCUGUAA